AUCCACCACGUGGACAAGAGUAUUGGACAACUACUGAUGAAGAAUUUCAAUAUGCAAUUGAUUUGGUUAGAUUUAUAAAAAAAGAAUAUGGUGAUUAUUUUUGUAUUGGGGUGGCAGGUUAUCCUGAAGGCUAUCCUGAAUCUAAUAAUAAGGGUCAAGAUCUUUUAUAUCUAAAAGAAAAAGUGGAUGCAGGUGCAGAUUUUAUCAUUUCACAAUUAUUUUAUGAUGUAGAUUUAUUUAUAAAUUGGGAAAAAAAUUGUCGAAAGAUUGGGAUAUCUGUACCAAUUAUUCCUUGUAUAAUGCCAAUUCAAGGUUAUCAUAGUUUUAGAAGAAUUACAAAUCUUUGUAAAAUAUAUAUCCCCCCUCAAAUAUUAAAUGAUUUAGAACCUAUAAAGCAUGAUGAUCAGGCAGUUAAAGAUUAUGGAGUUAAUCUUGCAAUAUCAAUUAUAAAUAAAUUAUAUAAAGAGCACAAGAUAUUAGGAUUUCAGUUGUGUACAAUGAAUUUGGAGAAAUCUAUCAAGUUGAUUUUAGAAAGAUUAAAAUUUAUUGAAACAGAUGAAGAAAAAAUUAAUAAUCUUGGCAAGAAAUAUAGGCCAAACGUAGGAUUUGCAACGAAUGAUAUUAUAAGACAGGAAGAUGAUGGGUCACUUUCAAAUGUUAAACCUGUUAUAUGGAAAGAGCAAAGUGGAGAUUAUUUAGGUAGAUCUGAAGAUUGGGAUAACUUUCCUAAUGGUAGAUGGGGUGAUGCAAGAUCACCUGCAUUUGGUGAAUUGAAUGGAUUUGGAGUAUCCUCGAGAAUUACAGCAGAAAUGGCAUUAGAAUAUUGGAAGGAACCAACUUCUAUCUCGGAUAUCAUAGAAAUAUUUAAGUCUUACGUACUUGGUGAUAUACCAGCAUUACCAUGGUCAGAAGAGCCUUUAUUACCAGAAUCUGAAAUUAUUAGGUCGAAUUUGAUAAAAUUAAAUGAACUGGGGUAUUUAACAAUAAGUUCUCAACCUUCUGUAAAUGGAGUAAAAAGUGACGAUAGUGUGUUUGGUUGGGGUCCGAAAGAUGGAUAUGUUUAUCAAAAAGCUUUUGUGGAAUUUUUUGUUAGCAAAGAAAUUUUGGAUAAUUUGAUUGAAAAAUUAUUAGGAAAUCCAUGGGGACAUUUUAAAACCAAUAAUAAUGAUGACGAGUCUUCUGCAGUAACUUGGGGUGUAUUUCCUGGCAAAGAAAUAGUGCAACCCACAAUAAUCGAUGAAGUUUCUUUUAAAGCUUGGAAGGAUGAAUCAUUUGCUUUAUGGGAGGAAUGGCAAUAUUUAUAUAAAAAAGGAUCAGAGACUCAAAAAUUAUUAAAAGGAUUAGGUGGAACUUGGUGGUUGGUUAAUAUUGUAUAUCACGAUUAUGUUAAUUCUGAUGGAAUAUGGAAUAUUUUUUUUGAAUAA
Messenger RNA from Entrophospora sp. SA101, 1424 nucleotides. NCBI's taxonomy places the organism in Eukaryota, Fungi, Glomeromycota, Glomeromycetes, Entrophosporales, Entrophosporaceae. The record is from the annotation of a GenBank genome assembly.